GGCGCCUGAAGCCGGGGCGCAGCGGGGGCGGAGGCGGAGGCGGCCACCGAGAGCGGAGGCGCGGGGGCCAGCCGGCCCGCUCUGCCCACUCCCCCCCUCCUCCUCCUGCUGCGCCGCGGCCCCAAAGGAAGAAGCGGGCGGGGAAGUGAGGGGCCGCCGCCGCCGCUCCAGCUGGCUGGCCGAGGCUCCGCUCCGCUCCGCGCUCCUUCGCCCCCCUUCCCCCUUCAUUCGACCUCCCUCCGGAGCCCGGAUCUCAAGUACCUGGAAUGUGAAAGACCUCUGCUUGAGACCAUGUAAAGCCGUUGAUGUUGGAGCACUUGAAUUGCACUUUGCAUUGCCCCUUCGGUUUGUUACACAUCGAAGUUAGAGCAACAGUCUGAUUCCAAGUAAGGAAUCCAUAAAAUACCUGGACAAAGUCCUUGCUGCCUCCUGCUGCCCCCUUUCCCUUGAAGAGUGGCGUUUGUGUGCUUCUUCGAGGCUCCCACACCUCAGUCUUCCCCAGAACAAGCAGCGUGAGGGAGGGCAUACAAGUUAAUGUUUUCAUCCACCCGGACAAAGGAGAAUGGGGAUCCUACACCCAAAAGAAUGAAGACUCGACAGAACAAAGACUCCAUGUCAAUGCGGAGUGGUCGGAAGAAAGAGACUCCGGGGCCCCGAGAGGAGCUCAGGACAAGGGGCCGGGCCUCUCCGGGUAGCGUCAGCACCUCUAGCAGUGAUGGCAAAGCAGAGAAAUCUCGACAAACCACCAAGAAGGGCCGCAUGGAGGAGUCCAUGGCCUCCAAAGGAAACAAGCAGGGCCGACCAGAGGAGAUUUCAGAGAGUGAAGGAGAGGACACCAACGCCCCAAAGAAAACGAAAACAGAGGAGCUGCCGCGGCCUCAGUCUCCUUCCGACGUGGACAGCCUAGAUGGCCACAGCUUCAACGAUGAGACGAGCAGUGACCCGCGUGACAUCGACCAGGACAACCGGAGCACUUCUCCCAGCGUCUACAGCCCUGGCAGCGUGGAGAACGAUUCCGAUUCCUCCUCUGUACUGUCCCAGGGUCCCUCACGCUCUUACCAUCACCCCCCACUCUUUCCCCAGAGCCCCUCGCCUGCCCCUCUGGCGGAGAGCCUAGCUCGUCCCCCCGAACCAAACUUCAGUUUACCAGGAGAGGUUCAUCCACAGGGACCUACAGGCAGCUACCAGGCCCAACUAGAAGCCCAGGCUUCGAGGAUUUUCCAGGCCCAGGCGCCCUCCAUUGCUAUUUCCUCCACCAAUUCUUCCUCUUCUCCCUCUUCUUCCUCCUCCUCUUCCUCCUCUAGCACCCAUGUCCCUCUUUAUCCAAGUGCUAACGUGGUCCAGGUGGGCCCCAAAGCUGUGAGUGCAGGAGCAGGCAUCCCACCCUCGGGUGGGCGUGAGCCAUCCCUUGCUGCCAAACACAACCCGCCCCCAACAACACCUAUUUCCCUCGCCUCUGUGGCAGGCGGCCUUCCCCCUCAGAAGACACCCCCUAGCAACCCCCCCUCUGUCCCUCCUUCUUCUGCUGCUGGUUUUCCUCAUGUCUUAGCUAACUUGCCACCCCCGCCUGCCCUGCGCCCUCUGAACAAUAUGGCCGCAACUUCCAGCUCGCCAGGAAUGGUGGGGCAAGCAUUGAGUGGCCACCUUCCAUCACCCCACAGCACAGGGCAGGAUAAGUCCCCUGCCCCGUCGCGCUACCCCUACGCCCCCCCUCCACCGCCCCCCAGUUCUUCCACCCAGUAUCCCCUCCCUCCGCCGUCCCAGGCCCUGCCUAGCUACAGCUCCUCCUACGGCCACUCCUUCCCCCCACCCAGCACCCUCUCUGUCUCCAGCCAGCCACCCAAAUACACCCAGCCCUCUAUGCCCUCGCAGCCCGUGUGGAGUCAAGGCCCACCCCCCUACAGCCGCCCUCUGGGGAAUGGUGCCCCCCACCCUCCCGCCUCCUUUCCUGGCCAGGCUGCCCAUCACCAGCCGCAGCAGCAACACCAUCACAACCACGGCGGCAGCACAGGGCUGUCUCCUGCCGCGGCUGCCCCGUCCCAGGCGCCUGGAGGAUACACUCACCCUCUGGAGCCAGGCCCACAUCACCCGUCCCAUGCUGCCUAUGGGCUGCGCCUCUACCCGCCCCACAGCCAUGCCACGUAUAGUCAGGCCCCCCCUGCAUCUUCCUCCUCCUCCUCCUCCUCCUCUUCCUCCUCCUCCUCCUCUUCCCAAGGAACAUACUCCGGAGCCUGCAGCCACCCCCAAGGACAGAACGCUGCUGCCUAUGCGUUUCCUCCACCCCCACCCCCUUCGCCUGCACAUGGGGCUGGGCCCCCCGUCACUUCAGCUUCAGCCACUCUCUCCACUGUCAUAACCACCAUGGCCACCUCCUCAGCAGUCCCCUACAAGACAGCGUCCCCUCCGGUGGGGCCCCCUCCCGUGGCCCCCUAUGGGAAGCGAACAGCUUCGCCAUCUCCCACCUUCCAGCCCCCUGCGCCUUACAAGCCGGGCUCUCCUCCUUCCUCCUCUGCUUCCUCCUUCCGUGCAGCUACCCCUCCCGGGUACAGGCUGGCUUCCUCCCCAGCAGCUGGGGGCUACAAGGCCACCUCCCCAGCCCCUGUUGCCCCUCCGGCCCCUGCAGGCUUGCCCGCUCCACCCGCGCCCUUGCCCCCACUGCCUCUCAGCACUGCACAAAUCAAGCAAGAGCCUUCAGAGGAAUACGAGCCCCCAGAGAGCCCGAUGCCCCCCGUGCGAAGUCCCUCACCAGCCCCCAAAGUGGUGGAUGUCCCAAGUCAUGCCAGCCAGUCAGCCAGAUUCAACAAACACCUGGAUCGUGGCUUCAACUCCUGCUCACGGACAGAUCUCUACUUUGUGCCCCUGGAUGGUUCAAAACUGGCCAAGAAACGGGCAGACCUCAUAGAGAAGGUGCGUCGAGAGGCAGAACAGAAGGCCCGUGAAGAGAAGGAACGAGAGAGAGAGCGGGAACGGGAGAAAGAACGGGAGAGGGAGAAGGAAAGAGAGCUGGAAAGAAGUGUGAAAGUGGCCCAAGAGGGCCGGCCCGUGGAAUGCCCAUCUCUCGGCCCCAUCUCUCAUCGCCCAUCUUUUGAGCAGGGCAGCGCAGUUGCCACCGUCCCACCCUACCUGGGCCCUGACACUCCAGCCCUCCGCACUCUCAGCGAGUACGCGCGGCCCCACGUCAUGUCUCCGAGCAACCGCAACCACCCCUUCUACGUGCCACUGGGGGCGGUUGAUCCAGGACUGCUGGGUUACAAUGUGCCAGCCAUCUAUAGCAGCGACCCAGCCACACGGGAGAGAGAGCUGCGAGAACGAGAGGCCCGUGAGCGAGACCUCAGGGACCGUGACCUGCGCGAGCGCCUUAAGCCCGGCUUUGAAGUCAAGCCUGCCGAGCUGGAGCAGCUCCACGCUGUGCCCAGUGCUGCCAUGGAUCCCUUCCCACGACACGGGGGGCUGGCUCUGCAGGCGGGCCCAGGCCUGCACCCAGCUUUCCCCUUCCACCCGGGGCUGGGCCACCUGGAGCGGGAGCGGCUAGCACUGGCAGCUGGGCCGGCCCUGCGUCCUGACAUGUCUUAUGCCGAGCGACUAGCCGCCGAGAGGCAGCACGCCGAGAGGGUGGCUGCCCUGAGCAAUGACCCUCUGGCUCGGCUGCAGAUGCUCAACGUGACCCCCCAUCACCACCAGCACUCCCACAUCCACUCCCACCUCCACCUGCACCAGCAGGACGCCAUCCAUGCAGCUUCAGCUUCUGUCCACCCUCUUAUUGAUCCGCUGGCCUCUGGGUCACAUCUCACCCGGAUCCCCUACCCUGCUGGGACCAUCCCAAACCCACUUCUUCCACACCCGCUCCAUGAAAACGAAGUCCUGCGACACCAGCUUUUUGCUGCCCCCUACAGAGACCUGCCUGGCUCGCUCUCUGCUCCGAUGUCUGCAGCACAUCAGCUCCAAGCCAUGCACGCGCAGUCAGCAGAGCUGCAACGCCUGGCCCUGGAACAGCAGCAGUGGCUGCAUGCCCAUCACCCUCUGCACGGAGUGCCGCUCCCCACGCAGGAGGAUUACUACAGUCACCUGAAAAAAGAAAGCGACAAGCCCCUUUAAAUGGACCCCCAUUCCCCCUGCUGUGGCAUCAUGAGGCCAGCUCCUUCUUCAAAAGCCAGAGAAAGAAAGAGGAGGAAAGUCGACCAAUGUUCACCCUGGGCAAGAGGAAAAGCGCACGAUACACCUUGUGUGUUUAAGGAUGGAAGACGCAUGAAGAAAGCCCCGAAGGGGGGGUCACUCUGGGAGGGAGUGGGGCGAUGAGAGGGGAGGGACACCGGGUGUCAAACACCCCCAAGAAUUUUGGGACAAUCGCCUCAGCUUUCACUUGUCUCUCCCAUCAGUAAAGGUGUCAUCCAUCCGGCAGGCCUCCUCUGCCCUUUCCCCUCCCUCUCCUUUGGCCGGUGCUGCCAGUCAGAGUAUGAUGGGGCUGGAAAUAAUGCUCCCUCCCCCUCUGCAGUGACACACUGCAGUCCAGAAGAACAAUGCCUUGUGGGACUUCUCAAGAUGGCGUUGGCGUGGUCUUGCUUAACCCCUGAGAGACUGGGCCAUGUCGAGAGGUGCACAGGGCCCCAGGACUCUUUCAAGCAGGCAAGCUGCCUUGGUAACCAUGCCGUGAGUGGGUGUUGGUGGGGGAGAGUGCCGUGAGGCCGUCACCGGAGGGCAACUCAUCUUUACUCUCCUUUCUCGGGCGGGUGGGGGCGGAAUAAAACAUGGCAUGGUGGGACUGUUUCCAAGAUGGCAGCUGCCCCUUUUCCCCCCUUCACCCAUUCCAAUUGAUGUAUUUUAACUCAUGCACAUCCUGUUAGAUGUGGCAGUUUUGCGUAGCAAUUUGUGAUUCCUUGAGCUCCCCACGUGUGUGUCUGAUCUCACAGUUGUAUAUCUUGAUCUGUCCUCAUAUAUAUUUACAUAAGAACAUUAAAAGAUACCCAACUAUGGGAGAAGAAUCUCCCUACA
Eublepharis macularius is the source of this 4989-nucleotide messenger RNA. RefSeq names its product atrophin 1 (gene ATN1). The record is from RefSeq and is a predicted model, not a curated record. Gene Ontology annotation, molecular function: transcription corepressor activity. NCBI's taxonomy places the organism in Eukaryota, Metazoa, Chordata, Lepidosauria, Squamata, Eublepharidae. The transcript is spliced from 11 exons. Gene Ontology annotation, cellular component: nucleus. Bases 535 to 4095 code for a protein of 1186 amino acids.